GCUACUCGUUGAUGAGCUGACGGUUGCCUCCAGCCUUCUACAUCACAAAUGAUAAAAAAUAUUAAUGAGGACUCUCUUUAGCAAUUAGACGGACUAUAAAGUCACGUUAUACAGAAAUUGUGAAUCGAUCGUUUUCGAGCCAAUUGUUUCGCCUGUCUCAUUGAAAACUGAUAUAACAAACCCAUACCCUCCCUGUGUCUGCUGGGCUGUUGUUGACAGGUGUAAAGUUCAUCGGGGUGUUACAUGUGUGCAGCAAAAUUACCAUGGACAAAUUCCAGUGCCACUAACAGCAGCUCCUCACCAGUCAGAAAUGGGCCUUGGAUAGACUCCAGCACCAGCUGAAGAAUGGCAAGGCUGAAGCGCAAAUCUUGCAUCACAUUCAUUGGUUUGGCAUUGCUCGUAUUCAUAAUAACGCUGGUUUUAAGGUCCUUCCCACCAGACGAUUCCCCACUUGGCAGCCCUUUCGGCGUUGAGCUGUUUCCAGACGUCAGGGGAGUCGUACAAAACGACGUUCAAAUUAAGAGAGACAACAAGGGUGAUGCUAAGCUUGAUCAGACCAAAAUGAAUGACUCCAGUAAGUCAGAGAAGGAUGCAAAAUUGGAAGCUGUGCUGAGGAAGUUUUCUCCUCCCAACUACUUCCUCCAUGCCUUCUAUUACACAUGGUAUGGAAACCCAAAGUUUGAUGGCAAGUACAUUCACUGGAACCACCCACAGCUGCCCCACUGGGACUCCAAAGUAGCUCAAGGGUACCCUCAGGGGAGAUACAGCCCACCUGAUGAUGUAGGGGCCAACUUCUACCCAGCCUUGGGGGCCUACAGCUCCAAGGACCCCUCUGUUAUAGAGGCCCACAUGCAACAACUGCGGACGGCAGCUAUUGGGGUCGUUGCUGUUUCCUGGUACCCUCCCGGCAUGAAGGAUGACAAUGGAGAGCCAACCGAUGACAUGGUGCCUUUGCUGUUGGAUGUGGCACAUAAAUACUACAUUAAGGUAGCUUUUCACAUUGAGCCAUACAAAGGAAGGGAUGAGACCUCAAUGUUCGCUCAUGUUAAGUACAUCAUUGAGAAGUAUGGAGAGCAUCCUGCCUUUUUCAGGUACAGGACCAACACUGGCAAAGUCCUUCCACUGUUCUAUGUGUAUGACUCGUACCUGCUGAACUCUGAACAAUGGGGCAAACUGCUAAAGCACACAGAGAGCAACAGCAUCCGAGAUACCCCCUAUGAUGCCAUUUUCAUCGCCCUGCUGGUGGAGGAGAAACACAAGAGAGAUAUCUUGACUGCUGGUUUUGAUGGACUCUAUACCUACUUUGCCACAAAUGGCUUUUCCUAUGGGUCCACACAUCGCAACUGGGAAUCUAUAAAAACAUUCUGCGAGGACAAUAACCUGAUAUUCAUUCCGAGUGUGGGCCCAGGGUACAUUGAUACAAGCAUUCGACCUUGGAACUUCAAAAACACUCGAAAUCGCAUUAAUGGGAAAUAUUACGAAACAGCACUGAGUGCUGCUUUAGAGGCGAGGCCUGAUUUCAUCUCUAUUACAUCCUUCAAUGAAUGGCACGAAGGAACUCAAAUUGAAAUGGCAGUCCCCAAACCAGCUCAGACUGUGUAUCUAGACUACUUGCCCAAUAGGCCAGCUGUUUAUCUGGAGAUAACCUGCAAAUGGGCAGCAAUAUUUGGUGGUGAGCGCAGCAGGUGGCAAGACUGAUCUGACGAUGGACCAUAGCAGAUAUUUGCAGAAUAAUAGAAAUGUACCUAAAAUACUUGAUUAUGAAUAUCUUUGCCGGUCACUCAAUGCACAAAAACGGAUUCAGAAUUUUCAGGAACACACAUGCAUCAGAAAAUGUCAGCAUAGUAACUAACUAUAGUAUUAGAAAAGCCAAAGGAUAUACAUAAAGCCUUUUGAUAAUGACUUUGCAAGUGUCACAUUAUUUUACUUUUCACUGUUGUGAUUUAUGUUGACUUUUUCCCCCCCUUUAGUGAGUUAACUGAUAUUGUGCUACUGUUUGUUAACACAGUACUAUGCAAUUUUGGGUAAUGUAAGCGGAUGACCAGGUUAUGCACUAUUUCAAAUUUCAUUAUCAACUUCCAGCUUAAACUGUGCAUGGGCAUGUUUCAUCUUUAUGCAAUUUGCUGCUGAAUAAGAGUCAAUAAACUGGACCCUGUGUAAGGAAAGAAACAAAUAAGUAAAAUAAUUUGG
Molecule: messenger RNA, 2190 nt
Organism: Lampris incognitus (smalleye Pacific opah)
Lineage: Eukaryota; Metazoa; Chordata; Actinopteri; Lampriformes; Lampridae
Gene: manea
Product: mannosidase, endo-alpha
Exons: 5
Coding region: 346-1698 (450 amino acids)
Cellular component (GO): Golgi apparatus
Molecular function (GO): alpha-mannosidase activity
Source: RefSeq, a predicted model, not a curated record